Molecule: messenger RNA, 713 nt
Organism: Galendromus occidentalis (western predatory mite)
Lineage: Eukaryota; Metazoa; Arthropoda; Arachnida; Mesostigmata; Phytoseiidae
Gene: Polr2G
Product: DNA-directed RNA polymerase II subunit Rpb7
Exons: 4
Coding region: 97-621 (174 amino acids)
Biological process (GO): nuclear-transcribed mRNA catabolic process; transcription initiation at RNA polymerase II promoter; DNA-templated transcription
Cellular component (GO): RNA polymerase II, core complex; P-body
Molecular function (GO): single-stranded DNA binding; single-stranded RNA binding; translation initiation factor binding
Source: RefSeq, a predicted model, not a curated record
ACCGUUUCCAGUUUCUGAAGAGGGCUCGUCGGUGGCCGCGCUUAGUUUUCAAAAUUUCCGAACUCGGGCCCGACCUCUGAGAGAACUCAUCGAAGAAUGUUCUACCACAUUUCCUUGGAGCACGAAAUUCUGCUCCAUCCGCGGUACUUCGGUCCGCAACUCAUGGAAACGGUGAAACAGAAGCUCUUCACCGAAGUCGAGGGAACUUGUACCGGGAAGUACGGCUUCGUGAUCGCAGUCACCGCGAUUGAUUCCAUCGGAGACGGCCUAAUACAACCGAACCGAGGAUUCGUAGUGUACCCUGUCAAAUACAAAGCGAUAGUAUUCAGACCUUUCAAAGGAGAAGUUCUAGACGCCGUUGUCACUCAAGUCAACAAAGUCGGCAUAUUCACUGAAAUCGGACCCCUUUCGUGCUUUAUUUCGAGGCACUCCAUUCCGCCGGACAUGCAAUUCGACCCGAAUUCGACGCCACCAUGUUACAAAAACGCGGAAGACGACUGCAUACAAGCUGACGACGACAUAAGGUUGAAAAUUGUGGGAACUCGUGUGGACGCGACAGAUAUUUUCGCCAUAGGGACUCUGAUGGACGAUUAUCUUGGAGCGAUCGGCGGCUCCGGUUGAGAGCCGUUUGUAACUAAAUCUGUAAAAAGAGCAUGUGAAUACGCGAUCGAAUAAAUAUGUAAAGCUCAUGGGAACAUCUCCGAGGCCCGUUU